AACAAAAUAAAAAAUGUAUUAAGGUAUUACAGUGAAGAUUUAAAGCCUCAAGUAGCUCAGUGUGAUAAUAUUCAAGACAUUUUGGAUUUGGUUAGGAGAAAUUGUUCACUAGAUGAUAUAGAAAUGCUGAAGGCUAUUGUUAAUGAGCUCAAUAUAGAAAGUGCUAAGGGAGUUAUUCAGGAAUAUAGUGAUGCUAUAGAGGAGUUUAGCAAAACAGAAGUUAGAAAUUGCUUACACGAUAGGUUUUCAUAUGCUUCACCACUUCAAUGUGAAAGAAUUACCAUUGUCGUUGAUCGAAAUACUGAUGAUUGCACACUGGAUGAUGUCAGGAUAUUAUCAGCUAAUAUAUUUCACAAAUUAUCUCCACAAAGUAGCAGGCAUAUCAAGUUGAAUGUCAUCAGAGAUGGCAAUUCCUUCACUAUCACUUGCACCUUUCCUUUGAUUUUAUCUGAGAAGUUAAUAGCAGCUGUUCCAAGUAAUGAUGAAUUGGAAAAAAAACAAGUACUGAGAUUAACUAUUGGCUUCUAUACUGCAUAUGAAGCAAAUAAAACCAUUGCUCCUUCCACUUCUACUGCAAUAGAUUCAGAUGAAAAUCAACAAACCUCACCAACUAGUAGUGGUUUAUUUCAACAAUUGAUGCUGUCAUUGAGUAUACAACUGAUUAAUAGCACAGAGAAGGAAUUAAUGAAUAAAAUUCCAAAUUUCAGGACAAUGGAAAAUGAAAUUUUAAGGCAAAAGUCAGAUGAGACUGGGCAAUUCCAACUAGAUGAGGCAUCAAAUGUAGCAGAUAAAAUACAACCAACUAAGCUGCUGCCUUUGGUUUCAUCUACAGAAGAAGUUUUAGUUUUUACUGCUGAACCAGAAGCAGCAAGUGCAGUGAAUUUUGAUGAUAAUAAAGCUGAGGGUAAUUUGCAAAAAGGAAUAUCACCAAUGCGUCAAGAAAUGGAAUCCACAAUAUUUCAAGAUGAAAGAGAAGAUAUAGGGAAG
Amphimedon queenslandica is the source of this 987-nucleotide messenger RNA. RefSeq lists its product as uncharacterized. The record is from RefSeq and is a predicted model, not a curated record. NCBI's taxonomy places the organism in Eukaryota, Metazoa, Porifera, Demospongiae, Haplosclerida, Niphatidae. The transcript is spliced from 8 exons. The annotation marks the transcript as partial.